Brienomyrus brachyistius is the source of this 4097-nucleotide messenger RNA. RefSeq names its product PDZ domain containing 2 (gene pdzd2). The transcript has 20 exons. Bases 205 to 3858 code for a protein of 1217 amino acids. NCBI's taxonomy places the organism in Eukaryota, Metazoa, Chordata, Actinopteri, Osteoglossiformes, Mormyridae. The record is from RefSeq and is a predicted model, not a curated record. Gene Ontology annotation, molecular function: protein binding.
CCAGAGUUGGCUAGAUUUAAUGGCGGGAAGAUGUGGUGGGCCUGUAUGUUGCGCAUGAGCCCAGCCGAGCUAUUAGCAUAUCUGCAGAGAUGGAGACGGAUCAGGCCCACGCAAGCUGCUCCUGCCUUCCUGGGGAGCGACGACAGCUCAGGUGAGGUGGAGCCCCCAUAAUGUGACCUUCCUCGGACUGAUUGAGCCUGGACGAUGCCCAUUACCCAGGAGAACUCGCUGAGCUACCUGGCCCUGCUGGGGGGCUGGCUGGAGGCUACGGAGAACCACGCGGGGCAGGGCGGCAUGCACCCAUGCCAGGCCGCCGUGCGUAAACUGGUAGAGUACAUACAGCUAAACUUUGUGGAAGGGGACAUGGCCCUGCAGCUCGUGACCCCUCAGGAGGACAUGGACAUGGAGGUACGUGCCAUCUGGCUGCACAAGGCCCGUGGCGAUGGCGAUGAGUUCGGCCUUAGCUUCGGGAACAUCCCUAUUUUUGGGGACCCUGAGGGUCGCAAGAAAGGGCGUCAGAGGCGGAGGAAGGGCGACAAGGGCCCUGUUCUCGAUGUUGGCUGCAUCUGGGUGACAGAGGUGAAGAAGAAUAGCCCCGCCGCCCGCUGCGGGGACAUCAAGCUGCGGGACGAGCUCCUGUCCGUCAACGGGCAGCUGAUGGUGGGCGUGGAUGUCACCGGGGCCAGUUACCUGGCUGACCAGUGCUGGAAUGGUGGGUGCAUCUAUCUAAUCAUGCUGCGGCGUGUCAAGAGGAAAGCCCCUCCGCAACCAUGCCGAGACCCUGGCGGUGAAGAUGCAGACAAUGUGGGAGAGAACUGUGGCAGCAUCUCUUCAGAGUCUGGGGGCAUCCCCACACAGAAUGGAAAAAGGACACGCAAGUUUGGCGUGAUAUCACGGUCGUCAUUUAACUAUGACAGCAAGGACAGUACUGACCUUGAGGACGGAUGCUGCUCCUCAUUGGACAAAGGGAUUGUCUCCCAGGGCAAUGCACUCACAGGGGUAGGGUCAGCGUCCAUCUCCUCCAAACCAAUGCAGACCCAUAAACCCUACAAGAGGUCAUCUGCGACCUUACCUGCCCACUCCUGUAUGCCCCUUUCUGCUAGCUGCAAGACUGAGUCUUUGGACUGUGACAUUUCUAGUCAGUCCAGGGACGGUAGCCGGCUAUGGAAGAUGCACAUGGUGAAAGGGAAGGACGGCUUGGGAGUUCAGAUCACAGGCGGCCGGGGCUCCAAGCGACCCCCCCACGGCAUUGUUGUGGCACGCGUCGAGAAGGGGGGUUCUGCUCAAAGGGACGGCAGGCUGAAGGCGGGGGAUGAGCUGCUGAUGAUCAACGGGCAGUCGCUGGUGGGCCUGGCGCACCACGAGGCUGCGGCCGUCCUGCGCUCCGCCGCAGGGGUGAUCCAGCUGGUGGUCGCCAGCAGGGAGGAGUCUGCUGUUGAUUUCCAGAAGUACCCCUCCACCAGUUUGCCGGAUCUAGUAAGCACAUGUUCAUCGAAUGACCCCAACUUAUCCCCAUUCAACAACAAGGAGAAUGUGGAGCUGGGGGCGGAGGAUGUCUCAGCUAGCAGCCUCUCCUUGCCGACACAUGACUCGUUCCCAGAAAUGGAUAAAUUGGACGAGCGAGGGAGGAUGGAAGGGCCGAAAGGAUUUUGUCGCAGUCCCACCUCCAUGAAGUUCAGAAGUCGAUCGCAAGGUGGAGGCAGCCGUUUGGAGUCAGUCGGGGAGGAUGAUGAGUUAAUCGUGGAGAACGGGGAUGCUGGCAGCGACAUGAUGGAGAAGCCGACUCGAGGGGGCCGCAAGCACUCGCUGCCCCACCAGCUGGACACCACAGGCGUCCGACAGUUUGUUGGAUGCUCUCAGGAAUAUCAAAUUGUGAAGAAAUCAGCACGCUCCUUAAGCACCGUUCAAGUGGAAUCUCCAUGGAGACUGGUCCAGCCAUCCGUUAUCUCAAAUAUUGUACUGAUGAAAGGACAGGGGAAGGGGCUGGGCUUUAGUAUCGUAGGUGGACAGGACUCUGCCCGCGGGAGGAUGGGCAUUUUCGUGAAGACCAUUUUCUCGAAUGGCGCCGCCGCUGCAGACGGACGACUGAAAGAGGGGGAUGAAAUCCUGGAGGUGAAUGGGGAAUCCCUGCAGAGCCGCACUCACCAGCAGGCCAUCAACACCUUUAAGCAGCUGAAGAGAGGCGUGGUGACCCUGACAGUGCGCACACGCCUGUGCAGCCCGAGCCUCACUCCCUGCCCCACACCGGCGCCGCUGAGCCGCUCCAGCUCUCCCAGCUCCAACGCCAGUGGGGGGGCACCCAUGCCCGCGGGGCCCGAGGAUGGUGAUGCGGUCUGCCGCAAGGGACCCGGGCCCAAGGAUCGAAUCAUAAUGGAAGUCACUCUCAGCAAAGAGCCAGGGGUGGGCCUGGGGAUAGGGGCCUGCUGCCUCACUCUGGAAAACAGCACCCCAGGGAUCUACAUACACAGCCUAGCCCCCGGCUCUGCGGCAAAGAUGGAUGGGCGGCUGAGCCGUGGUGACCAGGUCCUGGAGGUUGACUCUGUCAGCCUUCGCCAUGCUGCCUUGAGUGAGGCCCACGUCAUCCUUAGCGAGUGUGGACCGGGCCCAGUCAGCCUUCUCAUCAGCCGCCACCCCAACCCCAAAGUCUCAGAACAGGAAAUGGAUGGAAUCAUCACUCGCAGCAGCCAGAGAGAGAGCCUGAGCAGGGACCACCACUCCUCCCAUCCUCUAGGCAUCCCCUCCAAAAGCCCUUCACCCUCUGUGAGAGCCAGGCAGGGUGAGGCCUCUGCCCCUCUAAGUUGGACUAUGAAGAGAUUCCUUGAGCCAGCCAGCAGGCAGAGCUCCUUGAGUUCCGAGGCCGAGCUCUCGCAGUACUUCUCACACAGCGUCCCCAGUCAGUCCUCACUGUCAGAGAGCGCAGUGACAGGCUCCAGUGAUGACAACCCACUGCCCCAUAGGAGCUGCAGCGCUUCAUUAGACGAGGCAGGAGCUCCGGCUCGUGCUGCAGCCUCCGCAGGUGUGAGCAUGGAUAGUGAGGCUGUCUGUCCAGAUGAAGCCGUAAAAAUCCCUGAGCCCAUGGACCGGCAUGCGGAUCAAGCCAGACUCUGCAGCAUCCCCGGUUCCAUCCGCAGCCCUCUGCUCCGGCAGCGGCGCGUCAUCUGUUACGAUGACGAGGCCAGCGACGAGGACGAGGACCCCCGAUGUGUCUCGGACAAAAAGAGGCUUUUUGGGAUGCAGCCAAAAGCUGAAGCAGAGUGCCGGAAGCUUCCAGGGCAUGGCACAGCUAUCGGCGUGUUUUCACUGGAGGCGGACGAGGGCCGCGAUGUCAAACCACUCCCCCCAGGGGCGGAGUCACCCUUCAUGCCCAUUCGCUGCUUAGAGUAUGAGGGUGGUGGGGGAGGAACAAACCUUGGGAUACAGAAGGAACCCGUCCGCGAAGUCCUGCUGGAGUCAAAGCGCUCCCCCAAGCUUGAGCACAAGGCUGUGAUACGGGUGAAGAGCAUGAUGAGCAUAGAGUGCAAUAACCUAUCGAACCAGCCCAAGGGGGAGGAGACACACCCAUCCAGUGUCCAGACUGCGCCCUGCCCCCUGGUCUGCCCAAUGCCCCUCUGCAAAAAGGCCGAGCUCCGUAAAAUGGGGAGUGCAUGCACUACAGAGACAGUGCUACUGCAGAGGAAUGAGGAGGAGUCCUUUGGUCUUGAUCUGGAGAUCAAGUCCUCCCCCCUCAAAGUGCUGAUUACUGGGCUACAGCCAGGAGGGCCUGCAGAAAGAAGCCUCUCCAAACGACAAGGCUUGUUGGGUGCUCACGGUAAACCAUGGAAUCCAUGGGCAAGCUAUGUGUUGGAGAUGAGAUACUAGGGAUAGGAGACAAAUUGCUGUGCACCUCCACUUAUCAAGAAAUCUGCGAUGUCUUGCACAACCCCCCAGUAUCUCUCACUUUAUAUGUUAAGAAGCCAGUUUCAGCUGUCAACCGACUUUCCAGCCUCGUGAUGUCAGUAGGUAGUGAUGGAAUGUCCUGCAAAAACCUUUUGGAGGGAAAUCCAGAAGAACUGGAGAAGGACUGUAAAAAUCUGGAAGGUGCUGCUAUGCAACCAGAG